AUGUCCCAGUCUGGCCCCUCGUCGCCUCCCGGGCGCCGUUCCUCGGCGUCGCGCUCGCACUCGCACUCGCACUUCCGCUUCCUGCUCCUCUCUCUCGUCUUCCAUCUGGUCUACAUCUCCGCCGUCUUCGACAUCUACUUCACCUCGCCCGUUGUGCACCCGCAGCCCCGCUUCUCGAUCCCAGACACCUUCCCCUUUGGCCAGCCCGCCGUCUCAAACCGCACACUCGCACAGUUCGACCCACCGGCAGAACGCCUCGUCCUCGUCGUAGGCGAUGGGCUCCGCGCCGACAUCCUCUUCAAACACCACCCCGCACCAGACCUCCCCGCUUGGGCCACAGCCGACCUCGCCACCAGCUCCCGUACCCGGUCCCUCGAACAGGUCUGGCACGACUUUGAUGCAGACCCGCUCGACACGCACCAUCCCUACACUCGCGCCCUGUCCAGCGACAAGACAUCGCUCCCUUCCGGCACCGCGCCUGCUCUUCCUGCCGACCUGCAGGCCCAGCCCGUCUCUGCCGCACCCUUUCUGCGUUCCGUCGCACUCCAUCGCGGCGUAUGGGGCCUCAGCCACACCAGAGUCCCCACAGAGAGCCGUCCCGGUCACGUCGCCAUGAUCGCUGGCAUGUAUGAGGAUGUCAGCGCCGUCACCAAGGGCUGGAAGCUUAACCCCAUCGCCUUUGACUCGCUCCUCAACCAGUCCAGCCACUCGUUUGCCUUUGGCUCUCCCGACAUCGUCCCCAUGUUCGCCGUCGGUGCGGCCGCCGACCGCGUCGACAUGUGGACCUACGACGAGGACCAGGAGGACUUUACCAAGGAUGCCACCGCCCUCGACCUGUGGGUCCUCGACCAGGUCAAGCUUCUCUUCGACCGCGCCCGACGCGACCCCGAGCUGGACGCCCGCAUGCGCAGAAAGGGCACCGUCUUCUUCCUCCACCUCCUCGGCCUCGACAGCACCGGCCACACCUACCGCCCCAUGUCGCCCGAGUACAUCGGCAACACGAUCGUCGUCGAUGCCCUCGUGCGCGAGAUCGAACGCCUCUUUGACGACUUCUACCGCUCCGACGGCAAGACGGCCUUUGUCUUCUCCGCCGACCACGGGAUGAGCACCAAGGGCAACCACGGCGACGGCGAUCCGGACAACACGCGGACCCCCAUCCUCGCCUGGGGCGCCGGCAUCCGCGGGCCCCUGCCCGCCUCGCGCGAGGAAGCCGAGCGCCGCACAGCCGAAGCCGAGCGCGACGCCUACUUCCAGGGCUGGCAACUCGACGGCGUGGCUCGCGUCGACGUCGACCAGGCGGAUAUCACGCCGCUGAUGGCCGCCCUCAUCGGCGUACCGACGCCGGCCAACUCCGAGGGCCGGUUGCGGCCCGACCUCCUCGACCUCUCUGAAGAGCACAAGGCUCGUGCGCUGCUGGCCAAUGCGAUGCAGGUGCUCGAAACGUACCGCGUCAAGCACGAGGAUCGCCAGCGGAGGAUGCUCCGCUACGUCCCCUUUCCGGGGCUCGCAUCUCAGCCGGUCCGGGAAGGAGACGUAGCGAGGGUGGUCCCGCCCGGCAAGGUCCAGGUCGGCAUCAUCCUCGCGCUGAUCGGGACCAAGGGGUACGAUGCCGCCAUCGCGCAGAGCGAGGACCUGAUCCGCCUGGCGCUCGAGGGCAGCCGAUACCUGCAGACGUACGAUUGGCUCUUCCUGUGCGCCAUUGUGUCGGCCGGCUACGUCGGCUCGAUCCUCUACGGCCUGGCCUACCUUCUCCGCGCGUUUGUCCUUUCAGACGCCCAGCUCGCUGCCCUGCCUCGAGCCGCGGGUACCUUGACCGGAGGCAUGGGCAAGGCCGUUGCCGCGCCCGUGUUUGGCCUCCUGUGCGCCAAGUUCAUCAAGGAAGAGUCCCCGCUCACCUACUACGCCUACUCGGGCCUCGCGUGCUUCCUCUGGGGCCGCGCGAUCGACGAGCGUCGGAUCUUCCUCGAAGCCUUCCGCGGCGCCGAGUCCGGCGGCUCCGGCAGGACCGGCAGCGGCGGCAAGAGCUGGGCAGGCGUGGCAUUGGGCGGCCUCGCGGGCCUGCUGAUGGUCGAGCUGAUGGCGGUCGGAUACCUCUACCGCACGGCGUGGUUUGUCGGCUUCCUCGCCAUCGGUCUCGUCUGGCCGGCGCUGUCGCUCGACGUCGAGUUCAAGGCGCGCAACGAGGCGAUGCUUCUCGUGUGGGGCAUCGCGUGCAUCGCCACUGGCCUCUUUACCAUCUCGGACGUCGACAAGGAGGAGAGCAUCCCGCUGCUCGUCCUGAGCGGCGCCGCUUUCGUCGCCGCAGGCUGGCUUGUCUUGGUCAGGUCCGAGUGGUUCUUUCCGAUGCCGGCGGUGGCGGGGGACCGGCCGAACACGGAGCGAUGGGCGCAGGCCCACCGAGCUCACCUGCAGCGCACGCUCCAGACUCUCAAGGUGCAGCUGGUGGUGCUGGUCCUCACCACGGCCGUCACGGCCAGCUCGGCGCGCUCGCUUCGACUCAAGAAUGGCCUGCCGCUGCCCAAUCAGGUGACCGCCUGGACGAUGCUGGCGUUCUCUCUCACCUUCCCCUUUGUCUACGGCUUCCGCAGACCGGUACGGAUCGCGGCACCGACAACGCCACCUGCAACAACGGAAGCUGGCAGCAAGCACGUAGAGGACGGCGAGGUUGUCGUGCGGCAGCCACCGAACCAGCGGCUGGCGAUUGUCGUGUUUGCGUUCGCGCCCAUCUUUGUGCUGCUGUCGCUGCGCGACGAGGCGCUCUUCUUUGGCUGCUACACGCUGACGCUGCUGGUGUGGGCCAAGAUGGAGGGUGCGGUCAACGAAGACCGGCUGCGGCGGUCCAAAGCGUCGAGGGCGAUCGAUGAACGGCGCCCGCUCGAGCUGGCCGACCUGCGCAUCAGCCUCUUCUACCUCGUCUUUCUCCACGUCGGCUUCUUUGGCACGGGCAACGUGGCGUCGAUCUCGUCAUUCUACCUCUCGCCCGUCUACCGGCUGGUACCCGUCUUCAGCCCGUUUCUGAUGGCGACGCUGCUGCUGGUCAAGAUCCUGGUACCGUUCCUGGUGCUCAACGCCGUCUUCCAGGCGCUCUGCGUCACGCCCGCCAGCCCGCCGCCGCCACGGGCGCAGCGAGGCGGCGCGGUCAACGACGAGGUGCGCCUGGUGGGGGCGGGCGCGUUUGGGGGGUUGGGCCUGCGGGGUGGCCUGCUUGCGCUCGUGUUUGGGGCGUGCAUGGUGACUGACGUGCUGGCGCUCAACUUUCUCUACGCCGUCAAGAGCGAGGGGAGCUGGCUCGAGAUUGGCCAGACGAUAACCCACUUCGUCAUGGCCAACCUGCUGCAGAUCUUUAUGCUGAGCCUGGCAUGGAUCAGCUCGUGUAUCAUGUCGGGUCGUUUGGAUGGGUGA
This is a messenger RNA of Pseudozyma flocculosa PF-1, 3402 nucleotides long. RefSeq lists its product as uncharacterized. The transcript has 3 exons. Gene Ontology annotation, molecular function: mannose-ethanolamine phosphotransferase activity. Gene Ontology annotation, cellular component: endoplasmic reticulum membrane. Gene Ontology annotation, biological process: GPI anchor biosynthetic process. Lineage: Eukaryota; Fungi; Basidiomycota; Ustilaginomycetes; Ustilaginales; Ustilaginaceae. Bases 1 to 3402 code for a protein of 1133 amino acids. The record is from RefSeq and is a predicted model, not a curated record.